Messenger RNA from Pocillopora verrucosa, 841 nucleotides. RefSeq lists its product as uncharacterized. Lineage: Eukaryota; Metazoa; Cnidaria; Anthozoa; Scleractinia; Pocilloporidae. The record is from RefSeq and is a predicted model, not a curated record.
AUGGGGUCGUGUAAUGAUGUAUUCGCUAAACCGAUGGUCGAUGAAGAUAAGUAUUUGAAGAAAUACAAGCAGCAACUGAUCGAGCUUGGCAAACAAAAUCUAUUACCAAACUUGAACACGAAGAUGAAGUAUAAAGUUUACUCGAUUCAAGGAAAGCGUUUUGGUUCCCACAAAUCCAUUGUUCUCACUACAAAUGACGAGCAAUUCGUCUCUGUUGAGCUUGGUUUCACCAAAAUUAAAGGUCAGAAACAUAUUUACCCAGUGACGAGGAAAGUUGACAAAGCUCUGAAGCCUAAGAUGGAAUACCUCGGAGAGAUCGAAGAGAGAGGAGAGGAUCUAAUUGGCAAAGCAGUUGCAGUGAUGAAACAUUUUGGGAGCUAUUUCAAGUAUCGCAACAACUGCCAGAACUUCUGCAACAUGUACAUGGAGGCCAUUGGAUUAAAACAAGCCCAAACCCUAACGGACGCGGAUAAAGCAGCGAUUAUUGCAAUAAUCGGUGGCAUCAUUGCAUUUCUCUUCGCCUUCAUGCGUUGACUUGAUGGAACUAUCAGAACCGCCGCAGGUCUUACUUGCAUUUCUUAAUUUCUUUCUGUUGUUUCUUGAUCUUUUAUCAUUUUCGUUUUAACAAUUACCGAGUUGGAACUUUGUGAUUAUCAUCACCAGGAACCUAAUUGAAACCGAUAGUAGUAACGGAAGAGGAUGUAGAUUUAACACCGUUGUAUAUUUUCAAGUAGUCAGCAAACUGACUUUUUGUCAAAUAUUCAGCAAAGUAGUAGUUAUAACAUGAUUUAACUCAGUUUUUCGUAUAGUUCAUUUCUAGUGAAACUGUGAAUUAUUUAUU